GGAGGAAGAGGAAGCGCGAGGGGCGGGGAGCGCCGGCCGAGAGUCCCCGCAGGUCAUCUUGAACGUUCCAAAUCUCUACCAUUACCUGAUGCUGCUGAUAAAAUCAGGAUGGCUUUAAACUCAGGCCUUCCGGGAGGUGUCGGACCUUACUAUGAAAACCACGGAUACCAGCCUGAAAGCCCGUACCCCGUGCCGCCCACCGCGGUCCCCAGUGCCUACGUGGUGUAUCCGGCACCGUACUACCCGCCCGCGGUGCCCCAGUACUCGCCGAGGGUGCUGACGCACGCUUCCACGCCCAGCAGCCACACGCAGCCCAAGUCCCCGUCGGCGGUGUGCACCUCAAAGGCGAAGAAAGUGCUGUGUGUCACCUUCACCCUGGGGGCCGUUCUGGUGGGGGUCGUGCUGGCUGCCGUCCUGCUCUGGAAGUUCAUGGAGAAGAAGUGCCUGGUGUCCGGGAUCGAGUGCGGCUCCUCGGGGACCUGCGUCAGCCCCUCUCACUGGUGCGACGGGGUCCUGCACUGCCCCAGCGGCGAGGACGAGAACCGAUGCGUUCGCCUCUACGGACCGAACUUCAUCCUGCAGGUGUACUCGCCGCAGAGGAAGUCGUGGCACCCCGUGUGUCGGGACGACUGGAGUGAGGGCUACGGCCGGGCCGCCUGCCAGGACAUGGGCUACUGGAACAGUUUUUAUUCUAGCCACGGAGUCGUGGAUGACAGUGGGGCCACGAGCUUUAUGAAGCUGAACUUAAGUGCUGGCAACAUGGACCUCUACAAGAAACUGUACCACAGUGAUGUCUGUUCUUCAAAAACGGUGGUCUCUUUACGCUGUAUAGAGUGCGGGGUCAGCGCCAGGACGCGCCGCCAGAGCCGCAUCGUGGGCGGGGCGGGCGCCGCCCCCGGGGACUGGCCGUGGCAGGUCAGUCUGCACGUCCAGGGCGUCCACGUCUGCGGCGGCUCCAUCAUCACCCCGGAGUGGAUCGUGACAGCCGCCCACUGCGUGGAGGAACCGCUGAACAACCCGCGGCACUGGACGGUCUUCGCGGGGAUUUUGAGACAGGCUUUCAUGUUCUACGGGCUCGGGCGCCGAGUGGACAAGGUGAUUUCCCACCCACACUAUGACUCCAAGACCAAGAACAACGACAUCGCUCUCAUGAAGCUGCAGACGCCUCUGACUUUCAACGACAAGGUGAAAGCGGUGUGUCUGCCCAACCCAGGCAUGAUGCUCGAGCCGGAGCAGCCGUGUUGGAUUUCCGGGUGGGGGGCCACCCACGAGAAAGGGAAAACCUCGGACGAGCUGAACGCCGUCAUGGUGCCCCUCAUCGAGCCGUCGCGCUGUAACAGCAAGUAUGUCUAUAACAACCUGAUCACGCCGGCCAUGAUCUGCGCGGGCUACCUGCAGGGGACCAUCGACUCCUGCCAGGGAGACAGCGGAGGCCCCCUGGUCACUCUGAAGAGCCACAUCUGGUGGCUGAUUGGGGACACGAGCUGGGGAUCCGGCUGUGCCAAGGCAAACAGACCAGGGGUGUACGGAAACGUGACAGUGUUUACGGACUGGAUUUAUCGACAGAUGAGGGCCAACAGCUAAUCCGUGUGCCCUCUGUCUUUGACGCCAUUCCACAAGAAAACGAAGGGGCUGAUUUUUAAUUCCCUGUGCGUCAUGUACUUUUAGAAAUGAUUCAAAGGUCCUUUCUUUGUUAUUAAAUAGUGUAUUUUUCUGUCUUUGGCACUCUCCACAGUUCUGUGCAGGCCACAGGCCCGUGCUCCCGGACCCCUGGUCUGAAAGGGGUGCCCAGGCCCAGUGGGGGGUGGGCGCCCAGAGCCAAUUCGGGGCAGAGAGAUGGACAUUGCCCAGUGGGGUCUUCUUCUAAGCCCACUCCGGGGGGCCGCUUUUGGACGUGCCUGGGGCUGGUGACUUCUCAGCUGCUGGACGGCUUGAGAUAGAAAGGGAAGACAGCCGCGUGGGAACUUCAGGGCCAGCCUUGUGGUCACUGCUAGGGAGGGUACCCCGGGGCCAGUCUCCCCACGGGGGUCUUCGCUGAUCAUUUUUAGUGCCUUCUUAGCAGCCCUGGAUGGUGGCUGGAAAUAAAGGGACCAGCCCUUCUUGGGUCAGGAUGUUAAAGGCAUCAAGAACUUUCUCUCCUGCUCGACAGGGUGAGAGUGUAGACAGAGCCGUCGGGGCAAGGCAAGUCAUUGCAAACCCACCCCCUACCUGCGCACCGCUGGGCCGGCACCACUGGGCUGGGCGCCCCCGGGGAGACCCAGCCUCACUCCCGCACCCUCUUCCCUGGAGAUUGUGGGAUGCGGCCGAGUGGGGUGCCGUGCUGACCCUCCUGGGGCCUGCUGAUCACAUGGAAAUUGAGGUCACCCCCCCAACCUGGGUGGGGGGGAAUCAGGGAUGUGUGAUUCAAGAGACACUGUUUCCAUGCAAAGUUUCUACCUGUUACUACCUCAGUGCUCACGGAAUCUUGGCUGUGAUGUCUCUACGUAGUUGCUACAUUUGGCUCUUUGAAACUAACGCCCUUGCCAAGUGGGACAGGCGGGCGACCAGAAGCGCUUUCCAAAGUGUUCCGUACUGCUCACGGCAGCCCUGCGCUCCAACAGAGAAGAGAGAGGCGUGUUUUGGAUUCCCCGCGGCCCCUUCCAGCCCCUCAGGCUUCCCCUGGAGGGAAGGGCCGGGGUUGAAUUGCCAACUCCCAGGGGCGCUGCCUCCUCUCCGGCACUGGUUUCCAAGAAGGAAACGAUCCAUUCUACCACUUAGGACCUAACUCCGAAGGGCUAGGGCUUAACCUUGAAAUGGGGGGCGGCGGAGGCCCCACUGGCCACCCCUAGGGGCCUUACAGAGAUGCCGCGCCCCGGGGUGCCCACUCCCCGAGCCAGAUUUUAAAAAGCAUCGUCGUGGCGAGAACUCGUUCCCUCCUUGGCUUCUUUUCAUGUGACCACUG
Hyaena hyaena (striped hyena) is the source of this 2941-nucleotide messenger RNA. RefSeq names its product transmembrane serine protease 2 (gene TMPRSS2). Gene Ontology annotation, biological process: protein autoprocessing. Gene Ontology annotation, molecular function: serine-type endopeptidase activity; protein binding. The record is from RefSeq and is a predicted model, not a curated record. Gene Ontology annotation, cellular component: membrane. NCBI's taxonomy places the organism in Eukaryota, Metazoa, Chordata, Mammalia, Carnivora, Hyaenidae. The coding region runs from base 109 to 1584 and encodes 491 amino acids. The transcript has 14 exons.